UAUAUUCUGAGCAUUUCUGCUGCAGAGAACACAAACCUUUUGAUAUCAGGUAAGUAAACAUACCUAAUAUAUACCUAUUUUUUUCUUGCCUAUUCACCUAUUUAUCUUAGAAUUACGGCAGCAGCAUUCUCGCUCAAUACUGGGGCAUUUUCAAAAAUUGCUGUCAGCAUUAGUCCCUUGUACAAAAUAAGCAGAAAACAUGCUCCAGGUUGAAAAGUCCUGAAAUGUUCUGAUAUGUUGAAUGUUAUAAAAGAUAAUGCAUGUGUCCGGAUUAUACUCAACACAUUUUUUGGGGGACGAAUCAAUUGUUCUGCUGAUUGCUGUAGAUACUAUUUACCAACAAAGAAGGUUUCUUCUAUUUCUCUUCUCUAUUACAGCAAUUUUCUACCAAAACAUUGAAUCUUCCUGGGAACAUGGGCCCCUCUUCUUUGUUUUGGCUUCUGCUGUUGAGUCCAAUUUUCCACUUAACAGUAUCAACUGAACUGAGAAAGUUUGUGUCAAGGCCAAACUAUGUGAAAAAGAAUUGGGAUGAAACACUAAAGGAGUGUGAGAAGGAAUAUAAUUCUCAUCUCGUGACUUUACACAAUCGUUAUGAUUUAAAAAUGAUUCAAGACAUGGUGGUUUCAAACACGUUCCUUCUUGGUGUCCAUCUUGGUCUUCAUGAAAAGUCAAAUUCAAGCGAAUGGUCAAAUGGAGAAAAAAUGACGAACUGGACAACAGAUGGGAAUGUAGCCCAUGAGCAAAGAUGCGUGGCGAUUCACAACAAAAGAUGGAGUAACCAUCCAUGCAAUGAAACAAUGUAUUUCAUGUGCUACAAUGCAACUGAAUACCAGCUCAUUGAACAGGAGAAAGAUUGGUGUGAAGCCCGCCUGUUCUGCAGGAAGCAUUUCACUGACCUGGUCAGCAUCAACACCAACACACAGAAUGAGAAGGCCCUCAGAAGAGGAGCCAACAGGGCCUUCUGGAUCGGACUGAAGCAUGAUAACUACGAGUGGGAAGACGGACAGUGCUCCACAUUCAGGGAGGGAAUUCCCCCCAAAAUGAAAAGCAAGGAAUGUGCUUCUCUGGGAUUACAGUUCGGAUUUCUUUUAGGCAGUUGUGGUAAUAGAAAGAAUAUUAUAUGCAUGCAAGGAGAUACCAGAAUCACCGUCCCCACUGACCCCCUAACCUGGGAAGAGGCCUACGACUACUGCAAGGAGAACCACGACGGACUUCUGUUCAUCAGGGAUCAAGAUGAGCAAAGCGAAGUCAAAAAAUGGCUCAACGUGACUGGGGUUCCUGGACCGGUCUGGCUCGGUCUGAGACAGAGUAGAGCGUUUGGGUUCUGGUUCUGGUCCACCAUCGACCAGGUGGUGAACGUUACCAACUGGAAGAAUAACACAGCACCCGAGCUGCCUCUCUCCUACCACUGUGGUGCCAUCGAGGCCGGAGGCAGGUGGAGGGAUGUGAACUGCCAAACCAAGCUACCUGCUCUUUGCAUUGAGGACAUGGACAAAAAAAUGACCUUAUCUUCUUGUGACGAUGUUAAAUUGAAAAAAAAAAAAGACACAAGUUGUCCCUGAGCAAGACCCCUCACCCUAACUGCUCCUGACGAGCUGGCGGUCUCCUUGUGGGGUUGACACCGCUGUCGGUGUGUGAAUGCGUGCAUGAAUGGUUGUAAGUCGCUUCAGUCUGCUUAACACCCUAAAUAGAAUAUAAAAACAAUGCUUGUAUUGCAUAAUCUGAUAUCGUUUUAUAUUUAAGUAUUUGUUUAGCCACAGUUUCCAGAUACAAUUUGGAUGAAGGGCAUAAUUAAAAGCAGCAGGGAAAUAUUUUAUUCAAUGUUCACCUCUUUGUUUUUUUUAACUUUGGGAGCUGGGAACGGAGAAAACAUUGUACACUUCACAUCGGAGCCGCCCCCUCACACAAGCCAGUCUCUUAACUGAACACACAAUCUCUGGACUCCACGACAGGACAGGCAACGCUUGUUCUUUUGAUAGGAGGAUCAGGAAGUGAGCCUCCUCGAGUCGUAGUUCACUCGGCUGCAAGUGAAUGUAACGCCUAUCUGCGUGCUUAGGUUUAAAACCGUUCUGUUAAAUGUACUGCUUAACGGCAGGUUGACAGGGUUACCCUCGAUCCAGCGCAUGGUUUUGGGUCCGGUUACAGUUUUGAGAUGUAUGCAAAUAAACAUUCAAUCCCCUUUCUUUAA
Molecule: messenger RNA, 2188 nt
Organism: Gadus macrocephalus (Pacific cod)
Lineage: Eukaryota; Metazoa; Chordata; Actinopteri; Gadiformes; Gadidae
Product: C-type mannose receptor 2-like
Exons: 4
Coding region: 414-1562 (382 amino acids)
Source: RefSeq, a predicted model, not a curated record